AACUCACCCUUCCGAAGUAGGUCGUGUUGCAGCUAAUGAAGGGCGUCGAGUUGUCGCUGUUUCCGUAGGGAGGACAUGGUAAACUAGCCCCGAUAAUCAGGGCUUUGCGUGACUGUGGAAUCGCUCCGGGGCGGCGAGCAGCGUGGAGCAGAUAGUGCUUUGGGUGUUGUUAAGGUUCUCCAUGAAGAAUGAAGCAUGAUCGCCUUCAUGAACAAUUCUGACAGUGAAGAGGAACCCUGCAAUGAAAGGACGUCGCUGAUGUCAGCCGAGAGCCCCCUUCUACCUCCUUAUCAUGAUGGAGCACAAGCAACUGAAGCUGCAGAAACACUUUCCCACAGGAAAAGACGUACUGGCAGCACUGGCAGCUCUAAUAAAACAACGGAGGGACAUGUGCCUGACCCAGAAAGAGCAGCAACAGGACAUGUUGUGCUGGAUAACGAGGAGGAAGAGUUGACCUUAAAAUAUGGAGCAAAGCAUGUGAUCAUGCUGUUUGUGCCUGUAACACUGUGCAUGGUUGUGGUUGUUGCAACCAUUAAGUCAGUGCGUUUCUACACUGAGAAGAAUGGGCAACUGAUUUAUACCCCCUUCAGUGAAGAUACCCCCUAUGUGGGCCAGCGUCUCUUGAGCUCUGUGUUGAAUACCAUCAUCAUGAUCAGCGUCAUUCUUGUGAUGACCAUCUUUUUGGUUUUGCUGUAUAAAUAUCGUUGCUAUAAGUUCAUUCAUGGGUGGCUGAUUCUUUCAUCGCUGAUGCUCUUGUUUCUCUUCACUUACAUCUACCUUGGUGAAGUGCUCAAGACCUACAAUGUGGCUAUGGAUUACCCUACCCUGUUCUUUAUCAUCUGGAAUUUUGGAGCUGUUGGGAUGAUUUGCAUCCACUGGAAGGGGCCCUUGAAACUCCAGCAAGCCUAUCUCAUUAUGAUCAGUGCCCUGAUGGCUUUAGUGUUCAUUAAGUACUUGCCAGAGUGGUCAGCUUGGGUCAUCCUAGGAGGCAUCUCUGUUUAUGACUUGAUAGCUGUUUUAUGUCCAAAGGGACCUCUCCGAAUGUUGGUGGAAACGGCACAAGAGAGAAAUGAACCAAUAUUUCCUGCACUUAUUUAUUCCUCUGCUAUGAUGUGGACAAUAGGAAUGGCAAAGCCAGACAAUGCACAAAGAAGGACUUCUCAGGAGAUAUGGGAUCCAGAAGCAGAAACCCAUGACAGUUCUUCAUAUACUGAGCCUGAAGUUCCAGAAAUGAGAAACUCAACUAAUGAUCAAACUGGCCAACAACUUGGUCAAAUUGCCCGCAACUUUGAAGAAAUGCAGGAAGAGGAAGAAAGAGGAGUCAAGCUGGGUCUAGGAGACUUCAUCUUCUAUAGCGUGCUUGUCGGCAAAGCAGCUGCUACUGCUAGCGGGGACUGGAAUACAACACUGGCUUGUUUUGUAGCCAUCCUCAUAGGUCUGUGCUUAACUCUUCUGUUGCUUGCAGUAUUUAAGAAGGCAUUACCUGCUCUUCCCAUCUCUAUCACCUUUGGCCUGAUCUUCUACUUCUCAACAGAUAAUCUCGUGCAGCCUUUCAUGGACACCCUUGCAGCUCAUCAGUUGUAUAUCUAGGAAUAAUGCUGAUCCUGUUUAAGAGCUUCCAUGGGUAGCAGGCCAAUUUUCAGAGGAUAAAACCCUGUGAUUUUUACACUUAAUGCCAUAUCUUUUUCAAGAAAUGCUAAAAAAACACAACAGUUUUGUUAGUUUCCCCUGGAAUUUCACAGCUAAUUCUUCGGUCUAUUGAUGCUCCAGGGAUCAGGAUCUGUGCAGCCUGAUCCUACCUGCACAUAUUCAGAGUUGAGUUCACUCAGAUCAUUUGGAGGAUUGUUAUUUUGGUGCCCUGGAGAACUGACUUUCCUCUUCAUGUUUUUCAUCAAUAUAUUCAUUUCUUUCUUUGUGCAGAAGGUAGAUUGCUUGCAUUACCUUAAGGUAAAAUGAAGAAUCCCUCUUGGGAUGUUGGUAUUGAAAAGUUAAGGUCCACUUUAUAUAUUAACUUGGGAUCAUAAUCAUACAAUAAUAAUACAGGGUAUUUUUUUAAAAUUGGAAAAGCACUUAUUUAACAGAAAUACAAUUCAAGUAUAGGAACUGUUUGAAAGGGGAACAGAGUACAGGGAGGUUUCAGCUUCUUCACCCUUAAGGGAAGACGGGGACCUGUUUGGAUCUCCAGUAUAAACCGCUAACCAUGGACUACCAUGGGAAAUUUUGACAUUCCUGGUUCCACACAGUAAAAACAGCAAGAAGCAAAUUGCAAAAAGCAGAGCUGAUUUAGAGAUCCUUUGCUUUUUCCACCUGGAGGCUUGGUGCUGACAUAGAUUAGCUUACUUUCCAGGUACUCUGAAUGAAGGCAUCUGAAUCUCUGGCUGUUCCUAAGUCAUUCUGAGCCAAAUUUUAUGUAACUAUGAUUUGAUGAAUAAUUGGCUGGAUUCAUGUCAUUAAUUAAGCCACAUAUCAUGAUUGAUAUUUAUGGGGACAUUAUGCUUAGCAGCCUCAUGCUACAUAUUAGCCCUGACUUUAUUUUCUUUAAACAUCUUUUUAAUUAAAAACAAAAUGAGAAGUAGAAUACUGCAAGGUACCAUUCUGGAGGUUUUGAUAGUGAUGGGACACAAUCUUGCCAGUUUGCCUUCUGCUAAAUGAUUGCCUUUGCCCACCAUUUGUGGGAGUGCCUGUGACCUGUUCUCAAACUUCCAAAUGUGCCACAGCUCACAAAAGUUAAUGCGGACCUUAAACUGGGUUCAUGUAUCGUACAAUGCCAAAAUUCAAAUAAAUCACAUUAUGAUUUAGUAUAAUAUGUGGAACCUUGUCUCUCUCUCACAUAAUACCUGUUCUUUAAUCACAAAUGUUUAUUUGGCAUUGCUUAUACUGACCCAAGGAAAGGAGAGCUCAUGGCAUAUUUCUAGUUCCAUUAGUGAACAGCCCCAUAACACAAAGUACAUAAUGGCAAGCGGGUUCUCUCUCCUUCUCUUCCUAGACUUGUUAGCAUUAGUGUGACCAAGAAGGCAUUCAAUAAAGAGUUGAGGAGAUUUGAUCAAUGGAGUAAGUUGGGACUGCUUUAGCACUUAAUCAUGAAUCAUCUGGAGGCCCAUCUUGUAUUCCAUCAAAGGACGACUUUUUAUGGGUUUUAGUAAAACCUAAUUGGCUUUCAUAGGAAUUAGAACUCUAGAUGUAGGGUCAGUUUUGUCUUUCUCUGGUAAUGAUCUCCAGAAAGUCCUACACUUUAUGCACAAAAUAGGACGUAUAAAGGUCUAAUUCACUCUAUUUCUCUUCUCCAAAACAGAGCAAAACCACAUGUAAAUUAGGCUGAAGUACAGUGGAACAUAUAGUCGUAUGUAUAGAGAUGUGCUAUCUAAUACCUUUUUAACUUAAAAAAAUGUAGAAAGAUUUUCCCUCCAAAUCAAUAUUUUAUUACCAACAGAAAAAAAUCAAGGGGGAAAUGAAAGAUUAACUUGUAAUUCUCAAAACUGAGUUCUUGCUGAGCAUAGUAUUGGCUCCAAAAAUAAGUAAAUGCUUCUAUUUUGACUCCUUCCAUUUCUGACUUUCCUAUCAAAUCUGUUAAUAUUUUGUUGUAUCAGAGCUAUUGAUCUGCCACACCUUAUUAGCCCAGCUUGUCACUGGAGGUUUCAUUCCAUUUUUUUU
Candoia aspera is the source of this 3651-nucleotide messenger RNA. RefSeq names its product presenilin 2 (gene PSEN2). The transcript is spliced from 11 exons. Gene Ontology annotation, molecular function: aspartic endopeptidase activity, intramembrane cleaving. The coding region runs from base 196 to 1590 and encodes 464 amino acids. NCBI's taxonomy places the organism in Eukaryota, Metazoa, Chordata, Lepidosauria, Squamata, Candoiidae. Gene Ontology annotation, biological process: Notch receptor processing; amyloid-beta metabolic process; intracellular signal transduction. The record is from RefSeq and is a predicted model, not a curated record. Gene Ontology annotation, cellular component: lysosomal membrane; perinuclear region of cytoplasm; growth cone.